Molecule: messenger RNA, 456 nt
Organism: Marasmius oreades (fairy-ring Marasmius)
Lineage: Eukaryota; Fungi; Basidiomycota; Agaricomycetes; Agaricales; Marasmiaceae
Exons: 2
Coding region: 1-456 (151 amino acids)
Source: RefSeq, a predicted model, not a curated record
AUGCAGCAAGUAUCGAAAAACGAUCAUGCGCCAAGUGCUGAACGGAGCGAAAUUAUACUUGGACCCACUGUUAGAGCUUGUAAACCAAAAAACGCACCCGAAGUAAGGGCCGACCAGGAACGGGUUCAAGAGGUCCCCCCUUUAGUAGAACACGUCCACAGGCCCCUAAAGCAGAUCUUUUCGUGCGAGUGCGGAAAAAAGGUCCGGAUGGAUAUAUAUAAGAGUCAACACGCCUUUUUGUGCCCAUUCGAGUUUUGGUCAGGAAAGCGAGAGACGGGACGAAGAGUGUGGCGAAGCUAUGUCACCGGCUUUGGUGGGCAAAACGGUUUGAUGAUCAUGAAACGAUGGAGCGGAAUUCUUGAUCAGCAGGAGUUGAGUCAUAUUUCACAGUUGGGGGGUCAUGAUUUUUGGAGCUGGAAGAAAUGCAAAGGGAAAAUCCAGGGUUUUACUUGGUGA